Messenger RNA from Danio aesculapii, 4273 nucleotides. RefSeq names its product zinc finger and BTB domain containing 12, tandem duplicate 2 (gene zbtb12.2). The record is from RefSeq and is a predicted model, not a curated record. Gene Ontology annotation, cellular component: nucleus. Bases 344 to 1960 code for a protein of 538 amino acids. Gene Ontology annotation, biological process: regulation of transcription by RNA polymerase II. NCBI's taxonomy places the organism in Eukaryota, Metazoa, Chordata, Actinopteri, Cypriniformes, Danionidae. Gene Ontology annotation, molecular function: protein binding; DNA-binding transcription factor activity, RNA polymerase II-specific; RNA polymerase II cis-regulatory region sequence-specific DNA binding. The transcript is spliced from 5 exons.
AUGUUGUCCACACGGGGCUUUUAUUUUGAAAAUCCUCUUUUGGUUUGGAAAUCUCCUGUGAAGUUUUCCGACUUCAUUUUAUUCUGCGUUUUUACUGUACUUGUUUCAAAAACACUGGAAACACAUUCGAAAUAUGUAGUAGGUAUGACCGAAAGCAGACACACAAAGAAAACAGACUUCUGUAACGUUAAACGAGAUCAGUUCGAGAGUUUCAGUUUCACGUUUUCGCUCCAGCAGUGAUGUGGACGGAGCUGGAUUGAUCUCCAGACAUCAUAAACGUGUCUGUGUCCUGUAUCAUUUUGAAAUCUUCUCUCUAAAUCUAUCAACUUCCUGUGCUAAGAUCAUGGAUGUGGAAGUGGUAAGUUUCCGUUUGCCUGGACAUGGAGACACCACCCUAAAUAACAUGAACUCCCUGCGGUCACAGCAGCACUUCUGUGAUGUCACCAUUAUGGCGGGGGGCAGACGCAUGUUUAGGGGUCAUAAGGUUGUGUUGGCGGCUUGCUCUGCAUUUCUCAGGGACCAGUUUCUCCUGAACCCCUCCUCAGAGCUACAGCAGGUUUCAAUGUUGCACAGCUCAACAGUGGUAUUUGAACUCCUCCAGUCCUGUUAUACAGGGAUACUGCAGUUCAGCGCCAAAGAGAUUGUGAACUACUUGACCGCUGCCAGCUACCUGCAGAUGGAGCAUGUGGUGGAGAAAUGUAGAGGAGCCCUGAGCCAGUACAUGCAGCCCCGGAGUCGCAGUCCCAUUACUGUAAAGUCAGAAGACCCUCAGUCUAUGCCGGUGAUUGUCAGUGGAAGUUCCCAUUCAUUGGGAUCUAUUUCAUCCCCUUCUGAUACUGCUUCACUGCAUCCUCACAGUUCAGGAAAGGAGCUCCAGGGUUGCGAUGCUGAACUUUCCAACUUCCAUCACAAAGAUGACAGUGAUUUGGUCUUACAUCAUGUUAGAGAAUCAAAUGCAUCUGGCCACUUAGAGGGGGAGGACCUGCAGGACAGCGACAUCUUUCAGGUGCACAUCGACGAUGACCAUCAAGACCAAGAGAAGAUUCCUGGUGGUGAGGAGGAAGACAGACAAGCUGUUGUCGUGUUAGAUGACCACUGUCAGCUAGACAUGGGGGUAGAGGAUUCCAUUCUGGAAGGGCGAGCCAAAGGUGGUGGCUUCCGAGGGGCAGGCCGUAUAUGGAGACGGCGGCACGGAGAGCACAGGGGAGGUAGAGGAAGAGGCUUCAAACACAGGAAGCGUUACACAUUCAAGGACCGCAAGCUCUUGGGUAACUAUCAGGAGGCUUGGCGCUUUCCAACCCCGGAUGAGAUCAUGGGUAGCUUCGGUGCUGACUUUGGGGCUGAUUACUUGUCCAAUCAGCACCUUGCAGAUGGUUCUGUCCGUGUUGAGUAUAGACCUGGAGAAGAACAAGGGGGAGAGAUUGGCCCUGAUGGAGGUCCGGCACACUUUGGUGUGGAAGCUUCUGCUGGGGCUGAGGGAAUGGGAGUAGGAGCACCUUCGAAUGAGCGGGGAGCAGCAGAUGAGUCUGUGGCAGUGGUGGGAUCCACGUCCUGUGUAACAGGACCAGUAGUGUGUGAGCAGUGUGGACUAGCGUUUUCCACUACACAGGACUUAGCGAUGCAUUCCCUGUCGACGCAUCGGCUGUACGUGUGUCCAUGUUGUGGGAAGCAUUUCAGUCACUCCAGUAACCUCAACCGCCACAUGAUCGUCCACCGCGGGGUGUCCAAGCUCCACUGCUGCCCCCUGUGCCACAAGACCUUCACCCAGAAGUCAACACUGUGCGACCACAUGAACCUGCACAGCGGGGAGCGCCCGCACGUUUGUGCAUACUGCCAUGUUAGCUUUGCCCACAAGCCUGCUCUACGGCGCCACCUGAAGGAGCAACACGGAAGGACCACAGCCCAAAACUACCUGGAAAUGCAGCGAAACAAUGAGAGUGGAGUUGGGGGAGGAGUUUAGAUCGUCAGAGUGGGUUGCUACAAUAAAAUCGGAAUUUACCUUUAUUUACUUUCUUAAUACACAUGUGUAGACUUAAGGCCAGUUUAAACUUCUGUGUUGAGUCUAUGUGGUACGUCUGGCGUAACCUUUGCACAGUCGUGUACCCUAACACAGACCCUGGCACACACCUCUCAAAAAAUGUAUCUACAUGUUAUGACAAUGCAGUGUACAAUAUUUGUGAUUGGCUCACUUGGUUGUGGGUAGGGCUGAGAGCCAUGGAAGCGAAGCAAGGCUGAUAGCAGAGGUUGUUGAACAAGUGUUAACUGCGUUCACACCAAAAGCAGCGAGAGCAUAAAAGUCACCGGAAAUGAUUCAUUUUCAAUGGGAUUCAGCGGCGAGGUGCAUCUUAGCCGGUGUGGGCGUCGAGAAGAGUUGAAAUCAAGUCAACUUUAUGGUAAUGAGCUAUGAUGUGGUUCGGUGGCAAGCAAUUGGAAGUCCACCACUUGAGAUAAUUCCAGAGAACACUGUCCUGUGAACUUUGGUUCCAACCACAGUUGUUCCCAGGGGUUUGAUUAUUGUGGUUGCCUAAUUGCAAUUAUUUAUGAUGUUUUCUGAUUACAGGGACAUGCAUAAAAAAGGCGAGUACUGGCGAGUUGAUGUGCAUCAUUGUUAUGUUUUUUUUUUCUUAAAAAAGCGGGAAUCUCACACUAACUAUAAUGACAGUACAAAACAGUAUUGCUGCUUCAUAAUAUUUCAGACAUAUGGACACAUAUUGGAUAAGUGGAGCAAAGCCACACCACACGUAACAACUUGAUCUUCCAUAGUUAAAUAAAUUUGAUAAAAAGCGUGCAACAUUUUCACACUAGAAAGCAUGUUUUAUGCCGGAAUGUAAGUGAUUUGCUGAUAUGCUGCAACGCCCCUUUAAAUAUGAGAUCAAUGUAGCGAAUUUUGACGCUCGCACCAACAGAGCUGUGAAGGCAGACAGCAUUGUCGUCAGGGCGGCGAGAGCAAACUUUGACUCUCGGUGUGAACGCACAGUUAGUCUCGCAGAUGGAAACUUUUUUUUUUUUGUGUAUAUUUUGUAAUUAAAGUUGUAGAGGUUCCACCGUUUCCCAUCUCUUUCUUCUUUGAAUGAGUUUGUUUAAGCUAUAGCUAUAGUAGAACAUCUAUCAGCUACAUAUGUGCCACAAGGUUUGUGCCUUGGGGUACGUUGGUAACUCGACGCAGAAGUAUAAAUCAGGCUUUAUUAUGCAUCAGUGCACAUUAGGUAAAAAUGUCUUUGUAAUCAACAUGUAAUGAUUUGUUUGUUUCAAAGUGAUUCAGAAUUAUCAAUGUGCAGGCUGAACACUGCCAAAGCUUUUGAACUCUAAAGCCUGGAAAUACUGAAUGAUCUUAUACUAAUUUGAUAUGGGGUAUAUGCACAGCUAUUGUCUUUCAGCCAAUGAUGAACUUCCGGUGAAAGCUUAAUGUGACCAUUUUCAAUUUCAUAAGGUUCCUUUUACAGUGUCGAUGUUGUAAUGUAAUUACAAUACAUUUUAAUUUAAAUAGACUUAAGCAGUCCUUUAGUUUUUCAAGCAUUAAAAGAGAUGAAAGAUCAUGUAACCGCAAGCUCAGAAACUCUAUUGACAAUACUGGGGUAAAAUAAACUGACAUACUUUAAAGCCAUGGCGGGAGGAAAUGGAAUUUAAUGGAGUACUUUUUGUCCGGUUCGAGACCUACUUCAUAUCGUAUGUCUAUCAGGCAGUGAAGAUCAGUGAAGAAAUCAGAACUUAAACGUUCCAAUUUAUAAUGGAAAGACAAUUUACUGGAAGCGCUGAGGCUGGCUGGCUGAAAUUAAAAGUUUGUGUGCAUAUACCCCAUUAAAUUACAAUGAAAAUGAUGUUCUCAUCUUGUCAUUUCAACUGUAAGACCUUCUUUUCUGAAGAAAUCAAAUCUGUUCUUGCCCAAAAAAUGUAAUCAGUAAGGUCAAAUGAUGUUUGAACCUCAACUUUCUUCAAAAUAUCUCCAUCUUUAAAAAUGGUAAGAUUUGAUAGAAUUUCUAUUUUUGCGUGAACUAUCCUUUUAUUCCACAUAAGAGUACAAAUUUUGCUUCUUUACAGUUUAAAAGUCACCUGGUAUAAGUGAGCAGAAUAGAAUAAAUGCUCAGUGAAGGUAUAACAUUUGUAUGGCUUCUGGAAGUGCUAAACAUUUAAUAUAAAAAGUAUCAAAUCUGUUUAUGAGUUAUUGUGUGAUGUGGAGGAACGAAAGAAAACAUGUUUGGCAUUUUGCUGUAGCGUAACUUUAAUCUCUAUGUCACUAAUUCAAUGAAAGCCUUAUUAAAAUGUUGGUCUCGAC